Messenger RNA from Echinops telfairi (small Madagascar hedgehog), 3818 nucleotides. RefSeq names its product leucine rich repeat containing 8 VRAC subunit B (gene LRRC8B). The record is from RefSeq and is a predicted model, not a curated record. The coding region runs from base 27 to 2438 and encodes 803 amino acids. NCBI's taxonomy places the organism in Eukaryota, Metazoa, Chordata, Mammalia, Afrosoricida, Tenrecidae. Gene Ontology annotation, molecular function: protein binding. The transcript has 2 exons.
UUUCUGUACCACUGCAAGUGAAAGUCAUGAUUACACUAACGGAGCUGAAAUGUUUAGCAGACGCCCAGUCGUCUUAUCACAUCCUAAAGCCGUGGUGGGACGUCUUCUGGUAUUACAUCACCCUGAUCAUGCUGCUGGUGGCCGUGCUGGCCGGAGCACUGCAGCUCACACAGAGCAGGGUUUUGUGCUGUCUUCCGUGUAAAGUGGAAUUCGACAAUCACUGCACCGUGCCUUGGGACCUCCUGAAAGCCAGCAUGAACAUGUCCUCGGACCGGAGGGCCCCGCUUCCCCUCCCGCUGAGAAUCCAGAAUGACCUCCACCGGCAGCAGUACUCCUACAUCGAUGCCGUCUGCUACGAGAAGGAGCUCCACUGGUUCGCCAAGUUCUUCCCUUACCUGGUGCUCCUGCACACGCUCAUCUUCGCGGCCUGCAGCAACUUUUGGCUCCACUACCCCAAUACCAGUUCGAGGCUUGAGCAUUUUGUGGCCAUUCUUCACAAGUGCUUUGAUUCUCCGUGGACCACCCGGGCCCUCUCGGAAACCGUGGCCGAGCAGUCCGUGAGGCCCCUGAUCCUCUCCAAGUCCAAGGUGUUGCUCUCCUCCUCAGGGUGUUCGUCUGACAUCGAUUCCAACAAGCAGUCCCUGCCCUACUCGCAGGCAGGCUUGGACUCAGCGGGCAUAGAGAGCCCGACCUCCAGCGUGCUGGACAAGAAGGAGGGGGAGCAGGCCAAAGCCAUCUUUGAGAAAGUGAAAAGGUUCCGCAUGCACGUGGAGCAGAAGGACAUCAUUUACAGAGUGUAUCUGAAGCAGAUCAUAGUCAAGGUCAUUCUGUUUGCCCUCAUCAUAACGUAUGUUCCCUACUUUUUAUCCUACAUUACUCUUGAAAUCGACUGUUCCAUUGAUGUACAGGCUUUCACCGGCUAUAAACGCUACCAGUGCGUCUACUCAUUGGCAGAAAUAUUUAAAGUCCUAGCUUCCUUUUAUGUCAUUCUGGUGAUACUGUACGGGCUCACCUCCUCCUACAGCCUCUGGUGGAUGCUGAGGAGCUCCCUGAAGCAAUACUCCUUUGAGGCAUUACGAGAGAAAAGCAAUUACAGUGAUAUCCCGGACGUCAAGAAUGACUUCGCCUUCAUCCUGCAUUUGGCUGAUCAGUACGACCCCCUCUAUUCUAAGCGCUUCUCCAUCUUCCUGUCGGAGGUCAGUGAGAACAAACUGAAACAGAUCAACCUCAACAACGAGUGGACAGUGGAGAAACUUAAAAGUAAGCUGGUGAAAACUUCCCAGGACAAGGUCGAACUGCGUCUCUUCAUGCUCAGUGGUCUGCCAGACAACGUCUUCGAGCUCACCGAAAUUGAAGUGCUAAGCCUGGAGCUCAUCCCAGAGGUCAAGCUGCCCUCCGCCGUCUCUCAGCUGGUCAACCUCAAGGAGCUGCACGUGUACCAUUCCUCCCUGCUGGUAGAGCACGCUGCGCUGGCCUUUCUGGAGGAGAAUUUAAAAAUCCUACGUUUGAAAUUUACCGAGAUGGGGAAGAUCCCACGUUGGGUGUUUCACCUGAAGAAUCUCAAGGAACUCUAUCUGUCCGGCUGCGUCCUGCCCGAGCACGUGAGCACCAUGCAGCUGGAGGGCUUUCAGGACUUAAAGAACCUGAGGACUCUCUAUUUGAAGAGCAGCCUCUCCCGGAUCCCACAAGUCGUGACAGACCUCCUGCCUUCCCUGCAGAAGCUGUCCCUGGAUAAUGAGGGAAGCAAGCUGGUGGUGUUGAACAACUUGAAAAAGAUGGUCAAUCUGAAAAGCCUGGAGCUGAUCAGCUGCGACCUGGAACGCAUUCCGCACUCCAUCUUCAGUCUGAACAACUUGCAUGAGUUAGACCUCAAAGAAAAUAACCUGAAAACGGUGGAGGAGAUCAUUAGCUUCCAGCAUCUCCAGAAUCUGUCCUGCUUAAAGUUGUGGCACAAUAACAUUGCUUAUAUUCCUGCCCAGAUUGGGGCAUUGGCUAACUUAGAGCAACUCUUUCUGGACCACAAUAAUAUUGAGAAUCUGCCCCUGCAGCUGUUCCUAUGCACCAAACUCUCCUAUUUGGAUCUAAGCUAUAAUCACCUGACUUUCAUUCCAGAAGAAAUCCAGUAUCUGAGUAAUUUGCAGUACUUUGCUGUGACCAACAACAAUAUUGAGAUGCUUCCAGAUGGGCUGUUUCAGUGCAAAAAGCUGCAGUGUUUACUGUUGGGGAAAAAUAGCCUCAUGGAUUUGUCCCCUCAGGUGGGGGAGCUGUCAAACCUCACUCACCUGGAGCUCAUUGGGAAUUACCUGGAAACGCUUCCUCCCGAGCUGGAAGGCUGUCAGGCCCUGAAGAGGAGCUGUUUGCUCGUGGAGGAGAAUUUGCUGAACACGCUCCCUCUCCCUGUAACAGAGCGCUUGCAGACAUGCCUGGAUAAAUGUUGACCCAGAGAGAGGAGACCGCACGCCACAGUCAUGGGUUGCAGUUGACUUCCUGAGGGCUUACAGGAGAAGGAGAAGUAGCCAAUGGCGAAAAGUGGGCAAUGAUUAGGACGACCCAUCACCAACUAUCUCAUCAAAGCAACUCGGGGUCUAGCCCUAGUGAGAGCGGUAAAAAGUGUUAGCACUAUGCUGAAGUUUUGUGAGUUUUCAUCUUCGACUCACGGAGGCACUGCGAGAAGGAAGGUCGGGGUAAAGGGGGGACAGGAAGUGAUUGAACCCCGUUGGAGGUCGUUUCAGGGUUCUUUUCCUCUCGCGACCCUCGUGCAUUACUUCUGUUCACCCUGUGUUAACAGACUUCCUAUUGUUAUAUUCAUGGCCAUCGAUGUCCAUGUCUGUGAUGUAUGCUUACCACGACCUUUGACUUCCAUCCGUACUUGUUCGGUGUGGGGCUUUCGUUCGUUUUUAGGAGGCAGAGUGCAGCGUGUUUGGCAGACCUCCUUUGGGGCCUAACUUUUACUUCCUUUCCCAGCUUGCUCGUCGUCUCCUUAGUCGGUUUCUCUUCACGGUAACGAUGCACCCUGAGAAGAUUCCUGCCUUGAGCAAGCGCAGGGCCCUUAGGAGACGUCCCCCUCAAGGGCAUCCUGAAAGUCAUGUACUUUCUUAAGUUGUUCUUCUCGUCUCUCAUGAAAGUCUGUUUCAUUGGCUCUGAAUUUGUAUAUUAAAUGUAAAGCAUUAAAUAUUUUCUCUUGUGUGAUCUUGGGUUCAACAUGUGUGAGGAUAAUUUUUGUGAGGUACAGAGAACAUAUGCCUUUCUUUAAGAACUUACUCAUUCGUGUACUUGGUGUUAGCUGCUUAUGAUUUUCAUAUUGAUGUGCAUUCAGCUCCAAAAUAUUUUUCAACUCUGCAACUAAUUGCAUCGAGUUAACAAGAGCCUUGUGUUCCGUGCACAAAAAUCUGUCGAGGGGGUUUCCUCGUGAGAAGAUGGCCCCUGCAUCUACCUCUCUCUUACGGGUACAAGUCUUAGUUACUCACACAAACUGUGAUGGAAGGGAGAGGGACGGAUUUGGAUUUUUAAAAUUGAUUUUAAAACACUUUGUAGAAAUAUCAAAGCAAAAGCAAAAAAAAACCCAACCUUUCUCCUCCAUCUGCAUGAUCUCCAGAUAUGAUUAUAAUGUAAAACAUUCAGCCUCUAUUUAGCGAUUAAGAUGAGUUCACCAAUCUCACAAAGAAUCAGAUCCAUUUAACACUGAAAUUCAUCUCAUGCCUCUGUCUAACUCUUCUGGAAUACAUUUUGUUCCUUUUUAAACAAAGAGCAUUGUACGUUGGCCUUUUAUUAUCAUGCAUAUUGUAAAAUGAAUAAAAUCUACCAACGCAUUUUGGGGA